Anoplophora glabripennis (Asian longhorned beetle) is the source of this 1188-nucleotide messenger RNA. RefSeq names its product pyruvate dehydrogenase E1 component subunit alpha, somatic form, mitochondrial-like. Gene Ontology annotation, molecular function: oxidoreductase activity, acting on the aldehyde or oxo group of donors, disulfide as acceptor. The transcript is spliced from 2 exons. NCBI's taxonomy places the organism in Eukaryota, Metazoa, Arthropoda, Insecta, Coleoptera, Cerambycidae. The record is from RefSeq and is a predicted model, not a curated record. The coding region runs from base 1 to 1188 and encodes 395 amino acids.
AUGAGCGGAAUACUCUCAUUUUCGACGAGAAUCAAUAACAAAACCAUCAACAGAGCCAUACGAGUAUCAAAAUGCGGGAAGAGGUUUCUCUGUGCCAAGUUCGAAAGCAGUCCCUAUGACCUCUACAAGUUGGAUGCAGGUCCUGCCACAAGUACCGAACUAACGAAGGAAGAUGCUUUGAAAUUUUUCAGAUCGAUGAACCUGAUCCGCAAGAUGGAAAGGGAGAUAAGCGUUUUGUACUCCAAGAAAAUCGUUAGAGGAUUCUGUCACCUCUAUUCCGGACAGGAAGCUGUCUGUGUUGGCACCAGGUCUUUGAUGAUACCUACGGACACCGCCAUAACUUCCUACAGGUGCCACGCUUGGAUGAUGUCGAUGGGCAAUUCGAUUCAGUCUAUCAUAGCGGAAGUGGCAGGAGUUAAAUCAGGUUGCUCAAAGGGCAAGGGAGGAUCAAUGCACAUGUUCGGUCCCAACAUCUACGGUGGCGCCGCUAUAGUCGGAGCCCACGUGCCACUCGGUACAGGGCUCGCCCUGGCACACAAGUACAAAGGCGAUGGAGGGGUCUGCAUAACCAUCUACGGUGACGGUGCCACUGACCAAGGUCAGGUCUUCGAAGCGAUGAACCAAGCCAAGCUGCUCUCACUACCCGUUCUUUAUCUAAUAGAGAACAACAUAUACUCCAUGGGAACACCACUUUCUCGGCAUUCUGCCAAUCAGGAUCUAUACACGAGGGGUGACGCUGUACCAGGAAUCAGAAUGGACGGGAUGGACAUUCUGUCAGUAAGGGAAGGAGUGAAGUUUUGUUUAGAAUACAUCCGCGGUGGGAACGGCCCAAUUGUGUUGGAACUUUUGACUUAUAGAUACUUCGGGCAUUCCCUCUCAGACCCUGGUACCAGUUACAGGAGCAGAGACGAGAUCAAGCAAGUGAGAGAAAUGAAAGAUCCUAUAAUGUUGUUGAAGAACAAGAUCUUAUCUAGCAACCUUGCGACGGAAGAGGAACUAAAUGAGGUUGAUAAAGCAACCAAGGUGGAAGUGGAGAAAACUGUAAAAACAGCGGUGGGAGAUAAGCCACUAGACAAUGAGGAACUGGGAUAUGAUAUUUAUUGCAAUUAUAAGGGCGCUAUUAGGAUGCCCGGGUAUGGCAAAUUUAUCCAACACAAAAACACCGCUACUUUCGGCUCUUGCAAGUAA